Knipowitschia caucasica is the source of this 990-nucleotide messenger RNA. NCBI's taxonomy places the organism in Eukaryota, Metazoa, Chordata, Actinopteri, Gobiiformes, Gobiidae. The record is from the annotation of a GenBank genome assembly.
AUGGAAAACCUGGAGGAGAUGUUAAAUAGUACAAUACAUCCUUCAUGUUUACAAGAGCCUCCUCUGGCCAUUGACGUGAUAAGAGAACUGGAUGUGUUUGGGAUGUGCCUGUACUCCAUGCUGACCUUCAUGUCCUGCCUCUCGCUGAUUCUGUAUUUAGACACGUGCGUAUAUAUUUACAGAAAAGUACCGUACCCCAAAAAGACCACUAUCAUCUGGAUCAAUGGAGCAGCGCCGUGUAUUGCCACCAUGUCUUGCUUCGGGAUGUGGAUCCCCAGAGCCGUGAUGUUCACAGACAUGACAUCCAACUGUUAUUUCGCAGUGGUAGUGUACAAAGUCCUCAUGCUGAUUGUGGAGGAGUUGGGGGGCAGUAGUGGAUUCCUGAAGAGGUUUUCUGGACAACCGUUUAAGAUCAGCACAGGACCAUGCUGCUGCUGCUGUGUGUGCCUGCCCAGAGUGCCCAUGUCCAGACGCAUGUUGUUCCUGUUGAAGCUGGGUGCUCUACAAUAUGCCAUCCUCAAAACGGUCCUCUCCAUCCUUUGCAUUAUUCUGUGGACCAAUGGGAACUUUGAUCUCUCAGAUCUGGAGAUUACCGGCACGGCUAUUUGGAUAAACCCGUUCAUAGGAGUCCUCACCAUCAUCUCCCUGUGGCCUGUGGGAAUCACAUUCAUGAACACGAAAGGACUGUUGGGACAUCUCAGGAUGGUCCCUAAAUACGCCAUGUACCAGCUGGUCCUGGUGCUGAGUCAGCUGCAGACCUCCAUCAUCAACAUCUUGGCCUUGGAUGGGACGAUCGCCUGCUCCCCUCCCUUCUCCUCUCAGGCCCGCGGCUCCAUGCUCAGUCAGCAGAUGAUGAUCGUGGAGAUGUUUAUCAUAACACUGGUCACUCGGUGUUUGUAUCGCCGCAUGUACGACUGCCCCGAAGAGCCGGACAACACUCACAACGGCUGCGUGGCUCUGAAGGCCCCCCCUGAGGAGCAUGAUGUGUAG